Messenger RNA from Peromyscus maniculatus bairdii (prairie deer mouse), 385 nucleotides. The record is from RefSeq and is a predicted model, not a curated record. Lineage: Eukaryota; Metazoa; Chordata; Mammalia; Rodentia; Cricetidae.
UUCCUCCUGCGGCCAUCGCUGCGUCGUAGCCGCCAAAAUGAAGUUCAAUCCCUUUGUGACUUCGGACCGAAGCAAGAACCGCAAACAGCAUUUCAAUGUACCUUCUCACAUUCGGAGGAAGAUCAUGUCUUCCCCCCUUUCCAAAGAGCUGAGGCAGAAGUACAAUGUUCGGUCUAUGCCCAUUCGAAAGGACGAUGAAGUUCAGGUUGUCCGAGGACACUACAAAGGCCAGCAGAUUGGCAAAGUGGUCCAAGUGUCCAGGAAGAAAUACGUCAUCUACAUCGAACGAAGAGAAUCUGUGGGGCCCCACAUGGUGAAAAUAGACCUAAAUUUAGACUCAGGCCUGGGGAUGCAGGCCUGCAAUCCCAACUACUCAGGAGGUUGA